UAUUUUCGGUUUUAAAUUGAUAAGAUAGCGUAAUCAAUUUAGAACGUAAAUUGUUCAGUUCAUUUAAGAUCUUAUAGCCACGUUGGAAGCCAGAAAGUGCACAAUGAAACAACUAGUGUUGACUUUUGCCUUUGUUUUAACUAUUUAUUUCGCUUGGGUCGAUCCAGUGUCGUGUGUUUCCUGUACAGUGAAUGGUGAAUGUAACAGUACGACAAACUGUAACGGUGAUAACAGUUACCCUAUCUGCCAACAUCCUGAUGGUGCUGAAAUAGUUGCCGGCGGUGGGUUGUGCACGUGCAGUGUCAGCACACCAAGUGGAUCGUGUACUUACGCGUCGGACUGUUAUGAUAUAGCAGGCCUGAACUGUGACAACGAUACCAGACAUUGCUUUGAUAACAACUGCAUAUGUUCAAGGUUCCCUAUUGGUUGAUAGUUACAUACAGUGUGAUAUGUAUAAAAAGAAUAAAGAACAGAUGUAGAAAUUUGA
Molecule: messenger RNA, 487 nt
Organism: Mercenaria mercenaria
Lineage: Eukaryota; Metazoa; Mollusca; Bivalvia; Venerida; Veneridae
Exons: 3
Coding region: 104-430 (108 amino acids)
Source: RefSeq, a predicted model, not a curated record